Periconia digitata is the source of this 1167-nucleotide messenger RNA. NCBI's taxonomy places the organism in Eukaryota, Fungi, Ascomycota, Dothideomycetes, Pleosporales, Periconiaceae. The record is from the annotation of a GenBank genome assembly.
UCGUUUCCUCCUCACCACCGCCGCUCCUCGCACCACUCUACACCUACCUUCCACCGCACCACCACCGUCAAUAUGAAGGCCAUCAUUCUCGUUGGAGGGUUUGGAACCCGUCUGCGACCUCUCACCCUGACCUACCCGAAGCCUUUGGUCGAGUUCGCGAACAAGCCCAUGAUACAGCAUCAAAUUGAGGCCUUGGCCGAUGCCGGUGUAACGGAUAUUGUCCUGGCCGUCAACUACAGGCCUGAGAUUAUGGCCGCUGCCCUCAAGACCUACGAGGAUCAAUACAACGUCAAGAUCGAAUUCUCUGUCGAGACCGAGCCCCUCGGCACCGCUGGUCCCCUCAAGCUGGCCGAGCGCAUCUUGGGCAAGGAUGACUCCCCCUUUUUCGUUCUCAACGCCGACGUAACCUGCGAAUACCCCUUCAAGAAGCUCGCCGACUUCCACAAGCAGCACGGCGAGGAAGGUACCAUCGUUGUGACCAAGGUCGAGGAGCCCUCCAAAUACGGUGUCGUUGUCCACAGACCCAACCACCCUAGCAGGAUAGACCGCUUCGUCGAGAAGCCCGUCGAGUUCGUCGGCAACCGUAUCAACGCCGGUAUCUACAUCCUCAACCCCAGCGUUCUCAACCGCAUUGAGCUCCGCCCCACCUCCAUCGAGCAGGAGACUUUCCCCGCCCUUGUCAAGGAUGGCCAGCUGCACUCAUUUGACCUCGAGGGUUUCUGGAUGGACGUUGGUCAGCCCAAGGAUUUCCUUUCGGGAACCUGCCUGUACCUCUCCUCCUUGACCCGCCAGGGUUCCAAGCUCCUCACAUCCACCUCCGAGUCGUACGUCCACGGCGGCAACGUCCUGAUCGACCCCUCGGCCAAGAUUGGCAAGAACUGCAAGAUUGGCCCCAACGUCACCAUCGGUCCCAACGUUGUCAUUGGCGAUGGUGUCCGUCUCCAGCGAUGCGUUAUUCUCAAGAACAGCCGCGUCAAGGACCACGCUUGGGUCAAGUCGACCAUUGUCGGCUGGAACAACACCGUCGGCAAGUGGGCGCGUCUAGAGAAUGUCACCGUCCUCGGUGACGACGUAUCCAUUGGCGACGAGGUCUACGUCAACGGUGGCUCGGUUCUUCCGCACAAAUCGGUCAAGGCCAACGUUGACAGCCCGUCCAUCAUCAUGUAA